CAAGCCCGACUUCGCACGCAAGUCUCGGUGCGCACGCUCAUGCAAACUCGAGCGCGUCCUGGAAGCCCCGCGCGCGCACGAUGACGCUGCCGACGCUGCACGAGGACAGGGAGUAUGUGUCUUUCUUUGAUCUUGAAUGGGAGGAGCGUGAGUUUAGUGGGAGCGGGAGCGGGAGCGAGGCUGGGAGCGAGGGGGACUUCUCGUUGGAGGCAUAUGAGUACAGCGACGAGGACGAGGGGGGGUGACUCUGCGUCGUCUCCUCGUUCCUCACUCGCUUCCAGCUCCCUGCUCUCCGCUGUGCACUCCCUCAUGGGUUCCGUCUUGGACUCUGCACAUCUCUGCACGCCGUGCUUCAUCUGGUACUGGAUCUGUCUGGUUGGGAUAUUUGGUUACGCUCCCUCCUGCGUCGGCCGUUUGGCUUCUGCCGUCUGUAUGCAUCCUCCGUAUGCUGCGUCACUACUCCAUGCCUGCAAUCCGCCAGCCGUCAUUCGACAUCGACCGAAUCGGCCCUGCCUUCGUGAGCGGCGCAUAUCGUCAGACCUGCAUGCGGACGCUCUCCCUUGGCAUGGGAGCGUAUAUCCCUCUCCCGCCGGGUUCAGGCUAGACGUCGAGAGGCAUGUGGAGUUCGACACUACCGCCGGACGCCACAGACGCAAACGGGCGCUCGCACAUCCCUCUCGCCGCGAAUGUCCUUCGGAUUGCAGACUCGCAUCGCUGACAGACCAAGCCCAGUCGGAUUGCACCCGCUCCCGUUCUCGCUGAUAGCAGUGACCAGCCGGCAGCGCGACUGGGCGGCGCAGGGGCUGACGCCUCCGUCUCUGGUCUAGGGCAAACCUUUGCGCGAUGAUACAGUGCGACGGUGCGCGCAGAGGGCCCGGUGGCUCAUUCCGAGCACAGGCUCUGCGAUGCCAUCG
Molecule: messenger RNA, 914 nt
Organism: Rhodofomes roseus
Lineage: Eukaryota; Fungi; Basidiomycota; Agaricomycetes; Polyporales; Fomitopsidaceae
Exons: 2
Coding region: 115-762 (215 amino acids)
Source: RefSeq, a predicted model, not a curated record